GAAUUCCUCCGCACUUGUUGCGGCGAAAGGAUGCACCCCAACGAUGGCGGUGACCUGCUUUCAACCGUUCGCGGGGCUCACAUGGCAACGGAUUCGACUGGAUAUGACAAGAUGAAUGAGUCCCUUAGUCUCAGUCCAUCGACGCAUUUGCAUGUACACCAGCAAGCCGCGAUGGCCUGGAUGUUGGAUCGAGAAACCAAUGGCAAUGAAGUUCUGCGCGGUGGCAUUCUUGCCGACGGCCCUGGGUUGGGGAAGACAUUGACAAUGCUCAGUGUAAUUCAAGUGCGCAAGUCCACUCAACCCACGUUGGUGGUCGUACCGAACCAAAUCAUCGCCCAGCAAUGGUUGAAGGACAUGUCGACACAUUUCGCCCCCAGUACGUGGUCGGCAAGCAUGUUCAAUGCAUCGGCUCCGAUCGAUCCAUCCCACCGAAUCGUGAUCAUUCUCAUGAAAGACCUGACGAAAGAAUGGCACCGGCGACAAAGCGAGCUCAGCGAGCGCGGCCGAAGCGUGAGCAUUCUGUACCACGUCACAUGGGGUCGCAUUUGCGUCGACGAAGUUCAAGAGAUCUUGGGCAAAUCAUCCUUAGCAGCUCAAAUGAUGCACCAACUGCAGUCGCCCAUUCGGUGGGGGCUCUCAGGUACACCCGUGUCCAAGGUGGCGGAUAUAGCAGGGGUGGCUCAUUUCCUCCAGCUGGCACCUUACGACUCGAGCCAGUGGUGGCGACAGCAGGGGCCCGCGGCUCUCUUGCUCAUCCAGCCCGUGCUCGACCAGAUUGUCUGGCGGACCUCUAGCGGUCACGUGAGCCACAGCUUGCAAUUGCCCACUCAAACGAUCCUUCCUACGACGUAUGUCGAGCUGUCAGCCAUUGAAUUCGCAGCGUACCGACCCCAUUUCGAGCGGUACAUCCACGACAUUCGGAAACGCAUGGCAUCGUUCGAAGACAACGCCGCGCAUCUGUCGUUGGCCGAGCUCAAGCAGCUGCUACAUCACCCCGCCGUCUUGAGCUUGUGCAAAGGGGCGUCCCACGUAUCGCUCUUGACCAAAUCGCCCGUGCCCAUGUCGGACUUUGCCGCUUCCAUGGCCAGUCGGCAGCGGGAGCAAUGCAGUGCCGCGCUCAGUCAGUGGCUCGAAACGUGUCCGUGCGACUCGCUAUGUGGGGCGUACAUGACGUGGCGGCACCACAGCGCCGAGAUUCCCAUCCCUUGGCAAGUGCAGUUAAAAGUGCUGGCAAGGUUGAAGCAUCAAGUGCACUUUACAGACUCGCGGGUCCGAUUUCGCCAUCAAAUCCACCGCACGAUCCUCGACUCGCCACGUCACCAGCGCCGCGUCCCUGCGAUACUGUGGCAGCGCAUUUUCGCCUACUUGAAGGAAGACUUUUCUGACCAAUUGGCGAGAGUGGUGGACACCCAAUUGAAGCCGCUCCAAGCGGCGUUCGAAGAGCUCUCGGCCGCAUUCUGGACGGCCCAUGGCGCGUCAUGGUCCCUGGAAGCGUUUCAGAGUCGAGUGCUGGCAUCGUAUGAGUUGGAGAGGCGGAUCCAUGAACUACCGGCGAUGCGGUCGCUUCUGAACGAGUUUACCAACAUGCGAUUGGCCGAAGCCAAGACCCGCGUGGGGAUUGUCGAACGGCCCACGCUGUGGCAUUAUUUGCGUAACAACACGACGGCGUCCGUGGACGCGGGGGAAAUCCGCAUGGUCACGACAGACUUGCUGGGUCAAUUCACGGACCAGUACAGCGCUAGCCUCCAGUUAUUGCACGACCUCAUGCAGGCCAACUGGACCCACGACCUGCCACGUGUGUUGCUUGCGUUUGGCCAGUGCAACCACGCGACCCGCCGCCUGGACCGGACGUUGGUCGUGGGUCGGGAGGAGCGGUGGCAGCGGCGGGAUGCCGCGCACGGCCAAGGCCGGGGACAGACCCUUUCCCUGGGCGCGCGAUGUGUCGUCUGUGCGCUUCGCAACCGCAUCGACAUGGCGCUGAGUUUUCUCGUCACGGAAGGCAAGUCGCCGACGUUGAUGGUGCUGUUUUUCACUCGCGGGGCACCGCCAGAGAUUCCAGGAUUGUUUCGUGAUUGUACUGCUCGAUUGGAGCACAUGCUGUCGUUGGCGACGUUGCUGGACAACUGGCUCCGAAACUGCUGCGACGUGCAAGCGUGCAUGGCGCCUGUGACACCGUUCAGUCGAUCGUCGCGGCGGGUGGCGCUAGCGUACGACAAAUUUCGACUCGCCAACUGCUAUCGCCAGUACACCAACACUGCUAUUUCCAUGUUGGGCGCGCCGCCAGAGCUUGCUUCUUGUGAUUUAUGUGGCCAUGGAACGUCUCGGUACCAAUUCUAUUUCCCCACCCUCUAGCAGCACAUUUAUAUAUAAACCAUUGCCCAUAUUAUUCAUGUCGAUAUUGGCAUAUAUGCUCUUUUAUCUAUCCUCUCGACUUUGAUGUGUAGCGGUGACGUGUCGUUGCUCCUGUGCUGCCAUCGUUUCUGCCCCACUUGCAUCGCAACGAAGUCCGAGAAAACGACGGCAUGCCUGCUCUGUCACAAGCCCAUGCCGUUCGACGUGUCCAAGGCGCCGCCCCUGCCGCCGCCUGGACUCGCAUGUGGCUCCAAGAUGGACGCGCUGCUUGGCGAUUUGGAGAAAGUUUGCCCCCGCCACAAGUGCGUUGUGUUUUCGCAAUUCUCGGAAGUACUCGACCUGGUCCUGGCUCAAUUGACACUGCGGGGCGUCCGCUGUGUGCAGCUGCGCAGUGGCAACCAGGUCGAACUGCGGCGGGAGUUUGAAACGCAAGACGACGUCCGUGUGCUGCUGCUGCCGUUGAAAAAGUACAACCACGGGCUGAACUUGGUGGAGGCGACCCAUGUGUUUUUGGUCGAGCCAUCGCUGCAGCCAGCGCUGCAUGCGCAAGCCAUGGCCCGUGUCAAGCGACUCGACCAAACCGAACCGACGUUUGUCCACCGCUACGUGAUGCGGGGUACGGUGGAAGAGGCGGUGGAAGCGGCCGUGUCCCACCAGCCCAACCAACGCUUGAGGAAGAUGGACAUGUUUCGGAUCUUUGCCCAAGAUGUGUUCAAGUCAACGUCGUGUGCGGACUCAUCGAAUGAUUACCAAUGAAAUACUAUUAAUAUUAUGUACAAGCCCAUAUAUAUAUAUAUAUAUAU
This is a messenger RNA of Aphanomyces astaci, 3155 nucleotides long. RefSeq lists its product as hypothetical. Lineage: Eukaryota; Oomycota; Saprolegniomycetes; Saprolegniales; Verrucalvaceae. The record is from RefSeq and is a predicted model, not a curated record. Gene Ontology annotation, molecular function: ATP-dependent chromatin remodeler activity; ATP binding. The transcript has 13 exons. Bases 31 to 2352 code for a protein of 773 amino acids.